This is a messenger RNA of Gorilla gorilla gorilla (western lowland gorilla), 589 nucleotides long. RefSeq names its product family with sequence similarity 25 member A (gene FAM25A). Bases 61 to 330 code for a protein of 89 amino acids. The record is from RefSeq and is a predicted model, not a curated record. The transcript has 3 exons. Lineage: Eukaryota; Metazoa; Chordata; Mammalia; Primates; Hominidae.
UAUAAAAGCAUGUUGGGCCAGUCCUCAGCAUCCUAGUUCACCACUGUCUGCUGCCACACGAUGCUGGGAGGCCUGGGGAAGCUGGCUGCCGAGGGCCUGGCCCACCGCACCGAGAAGGCCACCGAGGGAGCAAUUCAUGCCGUGGAGGAAGUGGUGAAGGAGGUGGUGGGACAUGCCAAGGAGACUGGAGAGAAAGCCAUUGCUGAAGCCAUAAAGAAAGCCCAAGAGUCAGGGGACAAAAAGAUGAAGGAAAUCACUGAGACAGUGACCAACACAGUCACAAAUGCCAUCACCCAUGCAGCAGAGAGCCUGGACAAACUUGGACAGUGAGUGCACCUGCUACCACGGCUCUUCCCCAGUCUCAAUAAAAAGCCAUGACAUGUGUACAUUGAGCGCUGGAUUUAUUCCCAUUUGGAUGGAAACACUAGGCAAAGUAUUUUCUUGUUGAUAUAACAUAUUUUACAUAUUUAUGGAGUACAUUUAAGUAUUUAUUACAUGCACAGAAUAGUGAUCAAUCAGGGUGUUUGGGGUGUCUAUCACCUUGAAUAUUUGGUAUUACUAUGUGUUGGGUACAUUUCAAGUCCCUUCU